GUAGCAAUCCAACCGUUCUGUUCAGUGUCUGGUCAAUUCCACUGCUUCCUGCAGUCUAUGCAUACCUGACGCCAUGUUUGUCGCCUAGACUGUUCUAGGACUCCCUGAUCAAGUGCUCUCCAAUCACGAGGCCUCUUUCUCGAGUCAAGCCGUCCCGACCAUUCCAUGACUUUGACCAAAAGACCCCAGAGAUUGCUGAACUGACUCCAUCGGAAGCCUUGACAAGCUUUUCGUUAGGCACCUACUGGACAUGCACCCAUGUCUUCUCACGACCGAGAGCAAAAUGGAGCUCCAGAUCCUCAGUCUUCCUCUUCUUCUUCCGAAAUCGUAGACACAGCCCCCGACGCCAACCAGCCAACGGCGCCUGCCAUCAGUCGAACGUCCAGCGUCCGCUUCUCAGAAGGAACCAAGAAGGGUCACUCACCACCUCCGAUGUCACGCUAUCCUCGGACUUCAGGAGAUUCUGAUGAAAUAACUCCAAUACGAACUGCAGACGGUCAUUCAGAUCGUCACUACGACACGACCGGCACAACAUCUACCCCUUCGCCAGCCGCCCAGGAAGAGGAGGAACAUUCAGGAAAAGAAGAACAGAAGCCGUCAUGGCUGAAGAGAGUAGCAGAGAAGUACGGGUCGGUCGCGCUCGAAAAUAAGGGCUCCGUAGCGCGAGAUCACCUGGCUCUGGAAAGGACAUUCCUCGCGUGGCUACGGACUAGUCUCGCAUUUGCAAGCAUUGGAAUUGCUAUCACACAGCUCUUUCGCCUGAACACCACCAUUGCAAGGCAACAAGAUAUUACUCCGGGCAUCGGCGUUGCCAGUGACCAGAUACCGUUCUCACCAAUGGUCGGACAAGCUGUACCUCCAGAGCUCAUACCUUACCUGCAGCAACUCACUGCCACCGCGGCUCCUUCUGUACCAACGUUGGGACCGACACUUCUUGAUCAAAUACUUCUCUUACCGCCUUCAGGUGCCAAUGGUCUUCAGCUGUCACGGCGUGAAGAUCUGAGUUCUUCGCAGACCACUGAGGACCAAGCCGCGAAACUCCGGCAUGUAGGCAAGCCGCUAGGUGCGACUUUCUUGGGCAUCUCGAUUGUCAUCUUGUUCAUCGGCUUCCAUCGGUACUUCGAGUCUCAAUAUUGGAUCAUUCGCGGAAAAUUCCCGGCCAGUCGUGGCAGUAUAUUCGUUGUCGGAUUUAUUGCCGGGUCACUGAUUAUUGCAAGUCUGGCGGUUGUGCUUGCAAUAUCGGCAACGAGUUAUGAGAAAAAGUGAUGUUCUCUAUUCAGACACGGUGUUUGAAAUUUAGUGGCAAGGAAUCAGAGCCAUGGUCGCUCUGCCUAUUCUCUUGUACAUACCUCAUCUGUCAUACCAUUGGCUGAUGAGGCUUGACCUUGUUCGAAAGGCUCGUGUCAGAAGAACCAGGAAGAUCUGCCGUGGCCGGAUCCUGGACCUCUGCUCGGGCAGAGACACAGCAACGAGCCCCUUGACGAGAUCGAACCACACCGGCAGCAGAGCUGGCCGAGCAAAGAAUAACCGAUAUUGCUCAAAGCAGUGACUGGGUCAAGGCCAAUGCCGAGAGAUUACGAGCCCUUGAUAGGGAUUGCAGACGUACACGCGGGUAGAAGGGUAUAUAAUAUGUUUGCAUGUCUGUCAAAUAGCUGAGCAAGUGUGUACUGUGGGAUGCAGCGGCGAGGUAGCAUCAAUCUCAGAUGAGGAGGCUGUGGUGGCGUCCGAUGUCCAUGACAUGCCGUCCUUGAGUUUGAAGCACAGCGUGCCGCAAUAGAAUUCGACAAACGCCAGUGCCUGGAUACUGCUAGGUGCUAGAUAGUCGUCAACAUCUCAGCCAGUACCACUGUCACGGCUAUUGCAAUGAAGGCGGUGUCUGUCCACAUUACCUUCACGCGUGUAUUCGCUUGCAGAUCAUGUACGAAUCAAAAGAAAAGUAUUAGGUACUCA
Molecule: messenger RNA, 1950 nt
Organism: Exophiala xenobiotica
Lineage: Eukaryota; Fungi; Ascomycota; Eurotiomycetes; Chaetothyriales; Herpotrichiellaceae
Exons: 1
Coding region: 259-1266 (335 amino acids)
Source: RefSeq, a predicted model, not a curated record